UCCUUGAACGAGUGAAAAAAAAAAUGAGUCAGUGAAAAUCGGUUUUGCGAGGAAAAUCAUGAGCUGGCCGACAAUCUCCGAGAGCUGAGUAAUUUUUAUCAAGACAACUAGUGCAACAUUUCAUCAUCCUGACACUGUCUGAGACGUAUCGAAUGGUUGAGACAGUCUCUCAGUAAUGUACGCCAUCCAGAGCCAUAAAUUAUUACUUGAAUCCUAUCACAUAGCAAAUUAAGUGAUUCCGAGGGGAUCGAGAGUCUGACAAAUGGGCGGAGUUUAUUAAAAUUUUUCAUACAAUUAUCACAAGUGAAUUUCUGUCAUCUGUAUGACAUCCGCAUGACUCACGGUGAUGAGACGAUUUCCAUUCGGAUACUGACUUCACUAACGACUUGAGACCGUUGUUUUUCUUGUAUCCGUCAAAUUGACUUAGUGAGGAAAAUAUUGAAGUAUUUGGAAUAUUUGUGGGAAUAGUAGAGUGAGGAUUGACGAUAAUGGCCAAUUGUGCACCGAUAAACAACGAGGACGCAGAGAUGAUGGAAAUUGGAAUUAAUGGUGAUGACAUUGAUGAGGAAGAAUCAGAUGGUGUUACCGUGCCAGAGCUUCAGGGCACACUGUCGAAGUGGACGAAUUACAUUCAUGGGUGGCAGAUACGUUUUAUUGUUUUGAAAGAUGGCACAUUGUCUUAUUAUAAGUCUGAGCAAGACAGUGGCUUUGGAUGUCGUGGCUCCAUCAGUCUGUACAAAGCUGAUAUCAAGGGCCAUGAGUUUGACGAGUGUCGAUUUGAUGUGUCGGUGAAUGAUUGUCUCGUCUGGUAUCUUCGAGCAAAUUCUCAAGAAGAGAAACAACGCUGGGUUGAUGUAUUGAAAUCGUACAAAGCCGAAUCUGGAUACGGAAGUGAGAACAGUUUAAAACGUCAUGGAAGCACAGUCUCUCUGAUAUCGAAUACUCAGUCGACAACGAGUGGAGGAAGUUUUAGUAAACGAGUAUCUCGGAGUUUAAAGGAAAAACUCAAUGAACUGGAGACAUUCAAAGAUAUCCUGAGUCAGCAAGUUGACACUCUUCAAAAAUAUUUCGACAAUUGUGCGGAAAAUGCCAAGACCUCUGGAAAAAUUGAGAAGAACGAGACAUUCGAUCCAGCCCUUCAGUCCAUCGAUUUCAAGGGCGAGGCUAUUACCUUCAAGGCCACCAGCGAGGGAGUGCUAGCAACCCUUCAGCAUUGCGUGGAAUUGAUGAAUCAGAGGGAGGACUCGUGGCGGAGGAAACUUGAAAAGGAGAACGAAAAAAAACGAAAGAUGCAGGAGUUGUAUAGAGCACUCAAGGAUCAGGUCAACAUCCAGAAGGGGGACACCACGAGACCCAGAGUCGUCAUCCAUGGUGGCCCCGAUUACGAGGAAGGACCACACAGUGCUCUGUGCGAUGAAGAGUUUUACGAUGCCGUUGAGACAGGAUUGGAUAAGAUAGACGAGGACAAUCAGCUGAGAGAUCGUUUGAAGAAGAAAUCGAUUUCAAUUGCCUUGAGCCCAGUGACACCAGCGAAAAAUCAUAAAUUAUGGCCUGAGAUCGAGAAAGUAACUCUCGAGCAACUGCAUUAUGCACGUUUGGGGGUGGGUGGUGCAGGGGGUUGGCAAUUAUUCGCAGAGGAUGGUGAAAUGAAGAUGUACAGACGUGAAGAGGAGGCAGAUGGUCUGGUUGUGGAUCCCCUGAAGGCGUGCCACAUGGUGAAGGGAGUGACAGCGAGAGAAGUCUGUGAGAUAUUCUUCAGCCCCGAGUACAGGAGUGGCUGGGAGGCCACCCUCGAAGACAUGACUGUUGUUGAAACAAUUGCCAGUGAUACCUUAGUCUUUCUUCAAACCCAUAAGAGAAUUUGGCCAGCGAGCCAACGUGAUGCCCUAUUUUGGUCUCACAUGCGAAGUGUCGCUGACAGUGAGGACCAGGAUGCUGCAGAUCUGUGGAUUGUUUGUAAUCACAGCACAGAGCAUCCCCAAUAUCCACCGAACUCUGGGAAAUGUGUGAGGGUCUACUUGACAGUCUGCCUCGUAUGUCAAACCUUCAUCGAUCCCCCGAAAGAUCCAAAGAAUAUACGCCGAGAAGAUCUGACUUGUAAAAUUACGUACUGCUCUGUUGUGAAUCCUGGUGGUUGGGCACCAGCUUCUGUCCUCCGUGCGGUCUAUAAACGAGAGUAUCCAAAAUUCCUGAAGCGCUUCACCAGUUUCUGCAUUGAUCAGUGCAAAGACAAACCCAUUCUCUUUUAAUUAAACCCGUAAUCUACGUUAUUUCGUAUUUUUUAUCAUCGUUUUCUCGAUUAACGAGAAUUAUCCUUUAAUCAGCUAUUUUUACUGAUCUAUCGCUACGUAAGUGUAAAUUUUGUCACACAUUGAACGUAAAAUGAAGAUGAAACUUGUACAAAAUGGACAAGAAAAAAAAGUAAAACAGAAUGAAGGUAAAAAUCCAGAGGAACUAUCCAUUGUUACAUUCUGCCAAUUAUAAUUAUAUUCACCUCUGUAUAAUACGGGAAAAAAAUACAAUUUAUAUUGUUACUUUUAUUUAUACGAGGAAAAAAAAAGAGGAAAGAAGAUUGUGUAAAAUUGUGAGCAAAUAAUGAAUGAAACUUAAUAAAGACUGUUCUAGAUUUA
Molecule: messenger RNA, 2630 nt
Organism: Fopius arisanus
Lineage: Eukaryota; Metazoa; Arthropoda; Insecta; Hymenoptera; Braconidae
Gene: cert
Product: ceramide transfer protein
Exons: 7
Coding region: 489-2249 (586 amino acids)
Biological process (GO): ER to Golgi ceramide transport
Molecular function (GO): lipid binding
Source: RefSeq, a predicted model, not a curated record